AUGGCUGCGCCGCGGUUGACUUUGCGGCCUAUUUCGAGAUCUUUCUCUACAGCAACGAGGGGACUGAGAAAUGAUACCCUGCGCAUUGCUUCUCGAACAGCUCGCACGAAUACCUUCACUAUGCGCUCGUCACCUUCUCCUUGCACCUCCGCUUCCGCUUCCACAUCCACGUCUACCUCAUCCUCGCCACUUCCCUGCGUUCAGAUCCGACAUAGUUCUUACUCCUCCUCCGACCCUGGACCCAAUGCGCGCAAGAAGGUCACUCUCCAGACAUUGAAGAACCUUUAUAAGAAGGGGGAGCCCAUUACAAUGCUCACAGCCCACGACUUCCCCAGUGCACAUGUAGCCGAUGCGGCGGGGAUCGAUGUCGUCUUGGUUGGAGAUAGUUUGGGCAUGGUAGCGAUGGGGCUGGAAAACACGACGGAAGUUGUGAUGGAAGAAAUGAUCAUGCAUUGUCGGAGCGUCGUCCGCGGUGCGAAGAGUGCUUUCAUUGUCGGUGAUCUGCCCAUGGGAUCAUAUGAGAUCAGCCCCGAACAAGCGGUUGAAUCAUCACUUCGUCUCGUAAAGGAAGGUCGUGUACAUGGUGUGAAGAUUGAAGGAGGUGACGAGUUAGGCCCGACAAUUAAACGGAUCACUCAGGCUGGUAUCCCCGUCGUCGGACACGUGGGCUUGACACCGCAACGACAAAAUGCGCUUGGUGGCUUCCGGGUGCAGGGUAAGACAUGCAGCAGUGCGAUGAAGCUAUUGUAUGAUGCCGAGGUAAUGCAAGAGGCUGGCGUGUCGAUGUUCGUCCUUGAAGCGAUGCCACCAGAGGUUGCAACGCUUAUUACAAACAAGCUGAAGGUUCCAACGAUUGGAAUCGGUGCUGGAAACGGGUGUUCAGGGCAAGUACUCGUUCAAAUUGACAUGACCGGAAACUUUCAGCCUGGCCGCUUCGUUCCCAAAUUUGUCAAGAAAUAUGCCGAUGUGUGGGGUGAAGCUACUCGGGGCAUCACUCAAUACCGCGAAGAAGUUAAGAGCCGUGCUUUCCCUUCACAGGAGUACACAUACCCCAUCACAAAAGAAGAGUUGGCGAAGUUCCAUGAGGCGGUUGAGGGAAAAUAUCGAAAGUAA
Messenger RNA from Penicillium angulare, 1113 nucleotides. RefSeq names its product 3-methyl-2-oxobutanoate hydroxymethyltransferase ECM31. Lineage: Eukaryota; Fungi; Ascomycota; Eurotiomycetes; Eurotiales; Aspergillaceae. Bases 1 to 1113 code for a protein of 370 amino acids. Gene Ontology annotation, molecular function: 3-methyl-2-oxobutanoate hydroxymethyltransferase activity; magnesium ion binding. The record is from RefSeq and is a predicted model, not a curated record. Gene Ontology annotation, biological process: pantothenate biosynthetic process. The transcript has 2 exons. Gene Ontology annotation, cellular component: mitochondrion.